AUGAUUGCUCUGUUUAGAAAUAUACAACUGCAUUUAUUAUCAUUCAAAAUAAUUUCAGAAGAAAUAAUUGAUGUAGAAUCUUGUAUUUUAUAAAUGAUAGGAUACGAUAUAAAUAUCAUAGUUCCAUAGUUAUACUUCUCGGAAGCAAAAUCUAAAUUAGUUGCUAAACAAGGAGAUAUUCAAUAAUUAAUUGAAUUCUCAAAAAUAUUUAUCAGAUUUCUUCUUAAAUAUUCAUGUUUGUAGUAUGAAUCUAUUAUUAUAUUCCUUGAGCAAUAAAUAUGGCUAAGAAAUUAUAAAUAAUAAUAAUAGCAGAUCUGUUAAAGAAUGAUGAUAUUCUUAUUGGAUAAUAACUAAGAAGCAAAUAUUUAGACUCAAAAAAAAAUAUAAGAAAUGACUUAUUAUUUUGAUUAAUGUAGACAAAUUCUAAAAAGCUGA
Messenger RNA from Paramecium pentaurelia, 435 nucleotides. Lineage: Eukaryota; Ciliophora; Oligohymenophorea; Peniculida; Parameciidae. The record is from the annotation of a GenBank genome assembly.